Molecule: messenger RNA, 2039 nt
Organism: Neopsephotus bourkii (Bourke's parrot)
Lineage: Eukaryota; Metazoa; Chordata; Aves; Psittaciformes; Psittacidae
Gene: GFRAL
Product: GDNF family receptor alpha like
Exons: 9
Coding region: 4-1647 (547 amino acids)
Biological process (GO): nervous system development
Cellular component (GO): external side of plasma membrane; signaling receptor complex
Molecular function (GO): signaling receptor activity
Source: RefSeq, a predicted model, not a curated record
UUCAUGUACUUUACAAGUGUAUCUACUGCCCAGACUACUGACUGUCUUCGCCUGAGGGAGCAGUGUAUAAAUGCUGCAAAUGGAUGUGAGAGUGUCUGGAAUGUUGUUGAAGAUGUCUGCAACAUUUCAGAUAAUAGAUGCAAGGCAGAAGAUGCUGUUGGAUGUAAUAGAAUCAUCCGGGUCCUGACUGACAAAUACCCAGAAUUUAAAAACUGUGCCUGCACUUCAGAUGAUAUCUGUAGCAUCACAACUUUGCUUGGGAAACAGUGCAGCAUUGAUAAAGAAUAUUUGGAAACCUCCUCAAGAUCAGAUACUGAACUGAAUUUUAGGCAACACAGAAACCCCAAAGACCAAGGACACCUGGAAGAAUUAGAGAACGACUGCAGCACUGCAAAACAACUCUGUCAAGACGACUCUUACUGCUUUUCAGUGUAUAAGAGCUUCCAGAGAGCAUGCCAGGCAGACACAGCAAAAUGCAUGCUCCCAAUGGUCAACCAGGCAUGUUUGUCAGUGUGGAAAGAGCUGAGGAAAACAGUGCUGGGAGAGUGCAAGUGCUCAGAGCCACUUCAGAUGAGAUGUGUUAAAAUAUGGAAGGAAAUAUUUAACAACCAUUGUUUACAAUACUCUCAAGAGAGCCAAGCUUUAGCAGCUAGUGAAAAUGACGAUGAUGAUGGUGAUGACAACUAUGAUGAUGAUGAUGUUGAAAAUGGGAAAAAUCAGGACACUGACACAGACAAUAUUAGUACAGAAACAAAAUUACAAUGGAGUUUAUCUGCACUCUCUAAACAAGCAUACACAGCAAACAGCACCUGCUUGGAUGUGAACAGAGAGUGUGUUGAAGAUGAAGUGUGUAACAAACAGUUGUCCCUGUAUCUUAAGGCUUGCUCAGUAAAUAAGAAGUGCAACAUGGACGAAUGUCAAGCAGCCCUAAGGUUCUUCUAUGAAAACAUGCCUUUUGAAGUUGCCCAAAUGAUGAUAUUUUGUGAUUGUACCCAGCCUGAUGAGUCCUGCCACAGAGCCAAAGAACUUCUCCAUGGCAAGCCCUGUGCAGUUACUGCAGUUCCACCCCCAUCAUGUCUGAAUGUAAUCCACAUGUGUGAAGAGAAUGAAUUGUGCAGGAAAAAAUACACAGCUUUUCAGUCAAAAUGUUGGAAACAUGUGACAAAAGAAUGCUACAAUGAUGAGGCUUGCCUUGAAACUUUAAUCAAGGAUGACAUGCCCUGUUCUGCAAAUGCUGAUUGCAAAGCAGCCUACAUUAGCAACUGGGGCACAACGCUGCUUGUGGAGUGUACCUGCCAGAAUUUACCUGCUGCAGAGCACUCUUUGUGUGAGCUCUUCCACCACAUGCUUCACAGCAAAUCCUGCUUCAAUGAGUUACGUCAAAUUUCCAUUAAGAAGAAAGGUUUUCAUUGGGUAAAUACAGAAAUGCCAGGAGAAAAGCUUUCCAGAGCACAGCUCCAUUCUUCUUCAAUUAAUGGUGAAACAGUCUACAUUAUUGCCUACUCCUCCUGCAUAGUUCUCAUCUUAGGAAUAGUCCUGUUGACUCUCUUAAAGAUCAGAGCCUGCAGAACAAAACAUGAGUCAAGAAGUCCCUCGCCAGACCAUUCUUCUGAAGCAUUUAUGGUCCAUUAUAAAAGUCAUAGAUGAACUACUCUGUUGCUUAUGCUUUUUAAGGCUAUUCUUGAAAGCCAGCCUGUUGUACAUAUGCAAUAAUAAAAUACAUAUUAGAAAAACUACUAUAAAUUACGGAAUUUUGUAGUUGAGCAUACAAAAGAUGUUUGUACUUAUUAACUCUCAUUAAAGCUAAGCAAAAGUAGAACUGUACUCUCUCUUAUUUGUGUAGAUUCAUAGAUCUGUCCUGAGCUGCACGUUUCCUACAUCUCCAGAUGCACACAACAAUGGUAUAAAUGCUUUAUCAGCGUGAAUCUGCCUAGCAGUGACAAUCUUUGAAACCAGCCCUUCUGAUCUUAACUAUUCUGGUGGAAAGGGAAACAAAAAAAAUACACUCAGAAACAUUGAAGAGAGCUGUUAAAAAGUAC